Messenger RNA from Vitis riparia (riverbank grape), 1062 nucleotides. RefSeq lists its product as uncharacterized. The coding region runs from base 40 to 678 and encodes 212 amino acids. The transcript is spliced from 8 exons. Lineage: Eukaryota; Viridiplantae; Streptophyta; Magnoliopsida; Vitales; Vitaceae. The record is from RefSeq and is a predicted model, not a curated record.
AUAUUUUUGGAUUGAGAGUUUUUGGUAAAUGUUGUGCAAAUGCUGAAGCUGAAUGAUGCGGCUUUUGAUCUUUCAAGUGGGCCAGUGAUUGAUGAGUGUGGGCAAGAGCUGGGAGAGACUUUGUUAAAUCUAUCUCGAGCAUGGGAACAAGCUGAUACAUCAAGUUCCAGUACUUUAGUGAGCAAGCUCCCUUCAUUAGAAGGCUCUUUGACCGAUAAUGCCAAGACAGCAUUUGGCAAGCGAUUGGUAUCUGCUGGAAGAAGAUUUCAAUCCAUGGGGCAGUAUGGUCAAGGUGAACUACAAAGGAUUGCAAAAGCAAUGACUACGACUGGGAAGCUCCUGUGUGCAAGUUCAGUGUCUGCAGAGACCAAUGUACAACCAAAAGAAGAAACUAGGAUGCUGAAGUUUGGAGAACUUCAGGUUGCUUUAACAUCUGAUAAAGCCAACAUUGGGGCUGCAAUUGGUUUUGUUUUUGGGAUACUCUCAUGGCAACUAAGUCAGGGCGUCCAAAGCAUACCUGAGAGCUCAUUGCAGUAUGCAAAUGAUAAUGCUUUGCUUCUGGCUAAGUCUCUAAGGGGAGCUCUACUUGCAAUUUGCUACUCAUCAACAGCCUUGUCUGCCUUAGCUACUGUGGGGCUUAUUUUGCUUGCAAGAGAGCUCAAGUCAGGGGAAAAAUGAGCAUUUCACUGCUACUGUCUUGCUUUGUUGAAAAAACCGAUUCAGAGAAUGGACGGGUGGCUCCAAGUGACUGCAGCUUCAUCGAGAGAUCGUGUUGUGUUAGCUUGUUAUUGACCCCUGGAUUAUAAUUAGUAGAGGGUUACAUCUUUUCAUUUUCAAUGUAUAUAAAGAACUCAUGCUUGAAGCUCAAUACGUAAUGCUUGUAAUUUACAAAGAAUGCUCUUGCAAGUACUCUUACUGGCAUGAGUGUGGUUGUGUCUUAACUUGAUCCAUUCAAAUCUAGCUUGGGAAAAGUAUGAUGUUUGGAUUGAGAAAUCUUAAUCCAAACAACUAAAAGUUAAAGACUUGAGUUUAUAUUUGUUACAUAAGGUUAUAAUUUGAUCA